UUGGCUGCUCUAUCGGUGUCCCCCCGUGUCGGGGGUGCAGACCCUGAGCGCAGGGAGGAGCGCAACCAUGGGCUGACGGCGUCGGCGCAGCGCACGGCUGUGCAGCGGCUGCUGGCUGCAGUCCAUGUGAUGCAUCUGAGGGGGCACGGUGACAUUUCGAGAGGGGAAAAAAAAGAAAGGAAGAAAUAAUACCCAGAGACACACGGGGAGCUUUGAAGCGCCUGAGCCGGAAAAGAGAGACAGACAGACAGACAGACAGACAGCGGCAAAGAGAAGAGGAAACAGAGCCGGGCAGGGGGACAAAUACUUGGAGCUCCAGGAGAUGAUGUGAGCGCAGCGCUGGCUCGGAGCCGGGGACGAUGCGAUGGCCGCUGGCACCGAAAGUGGGGCAGCGAUUGUCAGGCACCGAGAUGGAGCUGGGACAGCAGCGGGGACCGGAGGGGACGGCGGCGUGGUGGCAUCUGAGCGCUGUAAAGGAGCGGUGACACCGCGGCUGCUCCCCUCCAUCGCACCGAUGUGACUCGAGAUUUUGGAGCCGUCUCCCGGUUCCUCCGUGCCCCGGUUCCAUCAUGCUUCCUCGUUGGGCGAAGCAUCCCAUGGGCGCUUCCCCUCGGCUUCGGGAGCAGGACAGAGCCUCGGAGCCCGGGGACCGCAGGUUGUCGCCGCUGCUUUUGGAUCCCGACAGGACCAGCGCCCACAUGAUCUCGGCCGACGAUGCCGAGUACCCGCGGGAGUACCGCACUUUGGGCAACGGCACAAGGCGCUUCUCCAACGUAGGGUUGGUUCACACCUCGGAGCGCAGACACACCGUCAUCGCUGCCCAGAGCCUCGAGGCUCUCACCGGCCUCCAGAAGUCGGAGAUGGAGCGUAAACGGGACGCAUUCAUGGAUCACCUGAAGAAUAAAUACCCGCAGCACGCACUGGCGCUGCGUGGGCAGCAGGAGAGAAUGCGGGACCAGCAGCCCAACUACUGGAGCUUUAAGACCAGGAGCUCCCGGCACUCACAGGGUUCCCAGCCCGGCCUGGCAGACCAAGCCAAGCUCUCCUUUGCCUCAGCUGAAUCCUUAGAAACCAUGUCUGAAGCGGAGCUGCCCCUGGGCUUCAAUAGGAUGAACCGCUUUCGACAGAGCCUUCCUCUGUCCCGCUCCACCAGCCAGACCAAGCUGCGCUCCCCAGGGGUCCUCUUCUUGCAGUUUGGGGAUGAGACGAGGCGCGUGCACAUCACCCACGAGAUCAGCAGCAUGGACACCCUGCACGCCCUCAUCGUCCACAUGUUCCCUCAGAAGCUCACCAUGGGGAUGUUGAAAUCUCCCAACACCGCCAUCCUCAUCAAGGACGAGUCCCGCAAUGUCUUCUAUGAGCUGGAAGAUGUCCGUGACAUCCAGGACAGAAGCAUCAUUAAAAUAUACCGAAAAGAGCCUCUCUACGCCUCAUUCCCCGCCUCGCACAUCACCAACGGGGACCUGAGGCGGGAGAUGGUUUACACCUCCAGGGAAUCCUCCCCCACCCGCCGCCUGAACAACAUGUCCCCAGCCCCACACUUGGCCUCGGGCUCCCCCCCACCCGUCCUGCAGUCCUCAUCCCCCUCCCGUUCCCGUAUGUCCUACAGUGGUGGUCGCCCACCCUCCUACGCCGGCAGCCCAGUGCACCACGGUGAGCGCCUGGCCAGCCUUCCUCCAGCACCCGGCGUCUCUCCCAGCCCCAGCGCCAUCCUGGAACGCCGUGAUGUCAAACCUGACGAGGACCUGGCAGGGAAGAACAUGGUGCUGGUGAAGAAUGAAGGGCUGUAUGCUGACCCUUAUGGCAUGGUGCACGAGGGGAGGCUCAGCAUCACCUCCACGCAGUCUCUGGCCGGCAUGGGGGACCCUUUUGGUUACUCUGGGGGGCUGUACAAGCGGGGCUCGGUGCGCUCGCUCAGCACCUACUCGGCGGCUGCUCUGCAGACAGAGCUGGAGGACAGCUUGUAUAAACCCAACACGCAGAUCUAUAGUGAUACAUACGGACCUGGCUUGGGCUUUCGCAUGCCCCCCUCCUCCCCACAGAAGAUGGUGGAGGGGCAGAGCCCACACAGCCCCUACUCGGGACCACCCAGUCGCUCCUCACCCGUCCGACAGUCCUUCCGUAAGGAUUCCUGCUCCUCUGUCUUCAUGGAGAGCCCAGUCAGCAAACCACGUAACCCCAGUGCUGCGGGACCCCCCGAGCUGUUCCCUGGCCCUGGAGACCGUCCACUCUCGGGGUUCAGUUCCCCAGUGCCAGCCAAGGACACAGAAACAAGGGAGCGCAUGGAGGCCAUGGAGAAGCAGAUCGCCAGCCUGACGGGGCUGGUGCAGAGUGCACUGCUCCGCGGCUCCGAGGCUGAGACCCCCAGUGAGAAGACCGAAGCCACCAAUGGUGGGACUCCCCCAUCAGCAUCAACCAGCCGCAGCGGCACGGGGACCCCAGUGCCUGCACCCCCCCCACCCUCCACCACCAGCACGCCAGCAGGGCAGCCCACAGCCAUCACCCGCCUGCACAUGCAGCUGCACCUCCACGACCUGCAGCAGAACGCCAGCGACCUCCGCAACCAGCUGCAGCAGCUCAAGAAGCUGCAGCUGCAGAACCAGGAGACGGUGAAAACGAUGCUGCGACGGACAGAGACUGAGAUCAGCGUGAGGGUGACGGACACCAUGCGCAAACAUGAAGACCCGCUGCAGCGCCAGCGCAGCCUGGUGGAGGAGGAGAGGCUGCGGUACCUGAACGAGGAGGAGCUCAUCACCCAGCAACUGAAUGACCUGGAGAAGUCGGUGGAGAAGAUCCAGAAGGAUCUGGCACACAACCACCGCCUCAUCCCAGUGCAGGAGCUGGAGGAGAAGGCUGUGGUGCUCAAACAGCUCGGGGAGACGCUGACGGACCUCAAGGCCCAGUUCCCCAGCCUGCAGAGCAAGAUGCGGGUGGUGCUGCGGGUCGAGGUGGAAGCUGUGAAGUUCCUCAAGGAGGAGCCGAACCGCUUGGACGGGCUGCUCAAGCGCUGCAAGACGGUCACCGACACGCUCACCCAGAUCCGCAGGCAAGUGGAUGAGGGUGUGUGGACCCCUCCCAACAACCUCAGCCAGUCCCCCAAGAAGAUGGCACCCGAGACAGACUUCAGCAAAGGGCUGGAGCUGGAAAUGCCCCCCAGCCCCCCAGUGAGCCUCCAUCACCUGACGGCUGGCACUGAGCCCCUGGGCAUGCCCAGCUUUGGGCACAGCCCCCCCCAGACCCAGAGCCACCCCUCCAAGAGCAAUAACCCUUCCCGGGCUCCAGAGAUGGUGCCUGCCAAAACCCAAACGGGUCCCGAGACGCCCAGUAAGAAGAGUGCAGACAAAGCUGUGUCUGUGGAGGCUGCCGAGAGGGACUGGGAGGAGAAGCGGGCAGCGCUGACCCAAUACAGUGCCAAGGACAUCAACCGCCUCCUGGAGGAGACACAGGCUGAGCUCAUGAAGGCCAUCCCUGACCUGGAGUUUGCUGCCAAGCACAAACAGACCACGGGCAGCAGCAGCGCCGCGUCCACGCCGGAGCAUAAACCAUCCAAGCCUCAGCAUGCACAGAAAUCCACGGGGAAGGUGGACCCCAAUGGGCGCAGAGGUUCAGAUGAACUGACGGUGCCGCGGUACCGCACUGAGAAACCCUCUAAAUCACCACCUCCACCCCCACCCCGCCGGAGCUUCCCCUCAUCCCAUGGGCUGACCACCACCCGCAGCGGAGAAGUCAUCGUCACCAGCAAGAAGGAGCCUGGCUUUAUGAAGAAAGCAGAAUCGGAGGAGCUGGAGACCCAGAAGCCACAAGUGAAGCUGAGACGGACGGUGUCGGAGGUGGUGAGACCCGCAUCCACCCCACCCAUCAUUGCCUCUGCCAUCAAAGAUGACGACGAUGAGGAUCGCAUCAUUGCAGAGCUGGAGGUGUUUCAGAGGAGCUCUGCCUCCCCUUUCCUCCCCACGCUCCGUUACGACCCUCUCACGGCUGCCAUCUCCCCUGGGCACGCAGACAUGUGGCCCAAUGGAGCCUCCGUUGCAGCCGAAGGAUGGAAGGAGCUGGCAGCCCCAGCAGCCCCGGGGAGCAGGGCUUUCUCCCUCCCACAGAUUGUGCUCACCCAGUGGGUGUCUGCACCGCCGUCCCCUGAACCUGAACCUGCAGUGGCAGUGGAACAGAGCUGCUGUGAGCACAGGGAUCCCAAUGGAUGUGGAGGAGCAGGAGGGGAGCACACAGCCGAGGUGGGGAGGAGAGGUGGAGUGCCAGCCAGCAGCCCCAGCAGCUCUCCAUGUACAGCUGGGGGUUCUCCAUCCGCAGCCUUGCAGCCCCUGAGCAGCGCACCCCACUCACCUAUAGGGACACACGGGUUCCCCCCAUCAUAUAGCAAGAUCCCAGCUGUUCCAAAGCACAGAGCAAGCUGGCCAGCAGCAGGAGCACAUGGAGACCCUGCCAGGAGGCACGAAGGCAGCAGCAAGGCUUCCCCACGGUGCCCUUUAGCUCCUUGUCCCCAAGGAAUGCUCACAGCACUCCCCCCCAGUGCAAGCAGAGGAGGGCACAGCAUUGCCCUGCAGCUCCCUGCUGAUGCAGAGCACCAAGAUAGAGCCGGGCAGGAUGCAUCCCUCCCUCCUGGAUGUGCACAGAGGGAGCAGCGUGGCAGCACACCGGUGCCAAAAGCCAGGAGCACCCCAAGGCUGCAGGGCAGCAGAUGGAACCACGCUGGGCAUCCCACUUGUGUGGCAAUGCAGAGUCAGAGCUCUGCUGGAGCUGAAGAGGGGGGGUUGGUUCCCAGUCCUCAGGGAAGAAGAGAAGCCGAGGGGUCCCCCCUGCACAGCAUGUCACCACGCAGCAGGGAGAUCUGUGAAGGUGCCUAUCAGAGACUGGACAGCCUGGAAGAAACCAUCCGUGAGCUGGAGAUGACCAUCAGUGAGAUCAGCAGCCACCAUUCAGCUGAGGCUGCGUUCCAUGCAGGACUGAUGGGACAGGAGGUACCCAGGGAUGCCAGCCAGGAGACUGAUGGUGUGGGGCACAGCAAGCACUGUGAUGAUGGCACUGCCCUGGAUCUCAGCCACACCAAAGCUGAUGCUGCCAAGAGUCCAUCCCCGAGCCACACCAAACCACCUCUGCUUCCCAAGCCGCAGCUCGGCACCCCUCAGAGUGGUGGAGUUUCCAUCCCGCCCAUGAAGAUGGUGAACCCGGCAUCCAGGCUGAAGCAAAGCCAGCAAGGCAGCCCCGACAAGAGCAAGCACAUCAAGCAGAGGAUGGAGUACAUGCGGAUCCAGGGACAGCAGCAGGCCUCUAGACCAUCCAAAGAUCCUAAUGAGACCUCCCCAGCAGAGAAACCCACCUCGGGCAGAACAUCCAUCCCAGUAUUGACUUCCUUUGGGGCAAGGAACUCCUCCAUCUCCUUCUGAGCCUCCUUGCCAGCUCCAAACAUCAUUUCCCCACUAUGGGGCCGGGCUCCUCCUGCCCUGGACCGUCUCUAUUGGGCAUCACCAUAUGCCCCCCCCCUAUAUUCAUAUCCCCCCCCAACUUGGCCUGGCUGCUGCCCCACGCCUCUCUCCAAACAGCCCCCCUACAACCUCUUGCUGUUUCUUUUCUCUCUUUCUCUCUCCCCUUUCUCUUCUUAUUAAUUAUUAUUAUUAUUUUUCCAUGUAUUUCCGUUGUUUUCUUUUCGGUUGGUCACCUUUUUGGUUCUUCCCCCCCCCCUUCUUCCUUCCUUCAAUCCCCCCCCUUUCAAACCCCCUCCCCUCCCUUCCUCCACCGUCGUUUGCUGUUUAUUGAAGAGCUCUCGGAGCUUCACCCCACGAGCUCCAAGCAACGAGGAUGCAGCAGGCAGAGGGGGCAAAAAGCAGCAGCCCGAGGACCCCCCCAACCCCCCCCUCAGCCCCCUUGAGCUCGGGACACAGCAUGGGGACGAUGCUCCGAGGCCACCUGAGGUCGGUGCUGCCCAAGGAGCAUCCCGGUGCCCGGGGAGGUGGAAGGCUGUGAUAUAUGGGUGGGUGGGUUGGGGUUGGGGUGUUGGUUGGGGGGGGUUUGGGGACCGUUGGCGUCGUCCCUAUCGCUGUCGGUUCGUUACGUAGCACUUUAAUGGUCUGUCUGUGUUUCCCCCUCCCCCCAAGGGAAAGGGGGAUGCUGUGAUGCUCUGAGCACAUGGGGACAUCAGGUCCCCUUCCCCAUCACCCUGCGCCCUUGGGGACAUGGGGGACAAGUGAGGCUGUGCCCACAUUGGAACCCUGUGUCCCCUUCCCCAUCACCCCGUGCCCUUGGGGGCAAUGGGGACAAGAGGAGCUCUGCCCAUGUGGGCACUGUGUCCCCUUCUCCAUCACCCUGCGCCCUUAGGGACGUGGGAGAUAAGAGGGGGCUCUGCCCACGUGGGACCCCAUGUUGCCUUUGCCAUCACACUGUGCACUUGGGGACGUUUGGGGACAAGAGGAGCUUUGCCCAUGUGGGGACCCCAUGUCCCCUUUGCCACCCCCCCAUGGGGAUAUGGGGGACAAAAGGUGCUCUGCCUACGUGGGGACCCUUCCCCAUCAUUCUGUGGGGGGCCAUGGGGGACCCACAGGGAUGGGAGGGUCCUAAAGCCCCCAUUGCAGGGGGGCAGCGGGGUGAGGGAUGAGCACAGCCCCAACCCCAUACAGUGCUAAGGGAGAAGGGGUGGGACAAGGGGAGGGGGGGGGGGGCACGCUGUAUGUGUGUGUGUGUGUGUGUGCAUGUGUGUACCCGUGUGUGCCGUGCCGUGCAGUCCGUCCCCAGUGCAACAAAGAGCUGGAAUCACUCCUUUUGUUGGUCAAUUCCUUCACCUUUGGGUUGGUUUUGCUUUCCUAUUAUUUCCUCCUUUAACUUAAUCUCUUCCUCCUCCCCCCCCCCCUUCCACCCCAGGACACCUAAAACCCUCUUAUUGUUGUUGAUGUUAAUGUCUUUAUUUGGGUGUUGGGGGUGAAGGGUGUUUUUCUUUUGUAUAUCGGCCAUUUUUGUAUAGAAAAGGGACAAAAAAACCCACAAAAAAGAGCCUUUUUUUUUUUUUUCUUUUGGAUAACAAAGAAUAAUAAUAAUUAAUAAUAAUAGGCAAAAAAAAAAAGAGAAGAAAAAGAAGAAAAAUCAACGCUGCAAUUACUUUGGAUUGCAAAAGAGCAACUCUUUACAUUUAAGUGAAGUGUCUUAACAUUUUAUAUUGUUUUCAAAGAGA
This is a messenger RNA of Coturnix japonica (Japanese quail), 7174 nucleotides long. RefSeq names its product SRC kinase signaling inhibitor 1 (gene SRCIN1). Gene Ontology annotation, cellular component: actin cytoskeleton; postsynaptic density; cytoplasm. Gene Ontology annotation, biological process: regulation of dendritic spine morphogenesis. The record is from RefSeq and is a predicted model, not a curated record. Lineage: Eukaryota; Metazoa; Chordata; Aves; Galliformes; Phasianidae.